AUGCCAAUAUCAUUAAUUGAAGCCAUAACUUAUAGUUGUUUAAAAUGUGAAAAUAGAAGAUGUUUAGAAAAUAUUCUUGGAAAAGAAUUACCUCAUGACUAUGGUGAACUAUUUGAUAUUCUUUCUGAAUUAUUACCAAAGAAGACUCCAUCCAAAAGUUAUAUCACUAUUCAAACAAUUACUGACUUUUGGAAAAUACAACAUUUCUUUGAUAAACGAUUACCUGCAUUGAGAGAUUCAGCACGAAAUAAAGAUCAUAAUGGUCAACUAAUGUUAUACAUCACUAAAAAACAACCACAUAGUAUUGUUGCUUAUUUACAUCAUGAGUUUCUCUUAAAGUUCAUUCCAACUAUUCCAAAAAAUCAUAUUUUAUUUGACACUGACUUUUCUAAAAUUCUACAAGAUGAAUUAUGGGGAAAUCAAACACCUCCAGUCAAUUCAAAUAAACAAGCAUUACAAUCUCUUGUUUCAUUACAAUCAUUAUUACCAAUUUCUAAUUAUUUGAAAGAUUCAUUUAUUCAACGACUCUUAGAAGCAGAAGAAACAGAAUUAGUUUUGUCAUGUCUUCUCCACCCAUUCUAUUUUAUCACUUUUGCAUUAGACAAUCCAAUAACCCUUCAUAUAAACCAUUCAACACAUUAUGUAGAAACGCACUCAUUCCAUUUCAUGAAAGAAGAUGUUUUGAAUCAAAUUAAACUAAAAUUUAAUCAAAACCCAUUGAAAUACAUAAGGGUUCUUGUUGCUUGUCUCCCACAAUUCAAACCAAAUGAUCUUUACUCAAUUUAUCAAAUGAGUCUCAAUGUUCUUGGUGGACGAUCUGAUUCAGUUCUUGUACAAUACAUCCAGGCAUCAGUGUCUGCAAUGUUGUCAGUCUGUCCUGAAUAUUCAACACCUCCACCACAUUCUAUCAUGUCAGUUAUUGCUUUUGAACAUUCGUUAGUUUUUAUUUCACAAUCAUUAUUAUCUCCAGCAACAAGAGCAACCAUUGUUCAAGAGCUUCAUGAAGUUCUUCAAGGGGUUGUUGGAGAAGGAAGACUUGUUGAUAAAAUAGAUGGAGUAAGAAAGAAUUGGGUUGGAAAGAUCACAUUGAGGUUAUUGUGGGAUCUUAUCUGUCUUUCUACAAACAACCCAGUGUUUGAUCAAAUAUUGGUUGAAGAUGUUUUUCAAGAUGAUAACAGAAAUAAUGAAACACAACCUCUUUCAAUGAUGGAUAGAAGAGAUUCAUUACUUUCACGUUUGUUAGUUCAUUUAACUGAUUAUUAA
Messenger RNA from Entamoeba histolytica HM-1:IMSS, 1263 nucleotides. RefSeq lists its product as uncharacterized. The record is from RefSeq and is a predicted model, not a curated record. Bases 1 to 1263 code for a protein of 420 amino acids. The transcript has a single exon. Lineage: Eukaryota; Evosea; Mastigamoebida; Endamoebidae.